UUUUUUUCCCCUUGAAUCUUUGAUCUGUUGGUAGUCGUUUUUUAUCCGUACAAGCAAACCUUUUCAAUGUCGAAAAGAUCGAUUUGAAUUCAAUCACGCACUCUGUCGCUCUCUCUGAUUUUCGGCUUCGAAGCGCCGAAUUCCUUUGGACAAUCCACAUGAUCUGAAUUUCCAGGAAUAGCAAGACCUCCCAAUCCCACCGUCUAGGUAAGUCUCUGUGUGUUUGGCUCGCUCGUCGUGUUAGGUUUUCUAUUGACGAAUGAAGUCUCCACUGGGAAAAUUGCGAAAAUUCGCACUGCACGACAAAAAUGAUGCCAAUGAUAAAAGGGACUUUUCCCCUUCCGCUCAGAUAGAUGAGCUCGCUCGGGCUGCGCAGGAUAUGCAAGAAAUGAGAGAUUGCUAUGACAGUUUACUUUCUGCCGCUGCUGCUAUAGCAAACAGUGCAUACGAAUUCUCAGAGUCACUGCGAGAAAUGGGUUCUUGCCUAUUGGAGAAAACUGCACCACAUGAAGAUGAAGAAAGUUAUAAACUGUUGUCAAUGUUGGGAAAAACGCAGUUUGAACUUCAGAAACUUGUUGAUAGCUAUAGGUCUCAUAUAUUCAUGACAAUUACAAACCCGUCGGAAUCUAUUCUCAAUGAACUUCGGACAGUUGAGGAUAUGAAACGCCAAUGUGAUGAAAAGAGAACUGUAUAUGAACACAUGAUGGCUCAGCCAAAAGAAAAAGGACGAUCAAAGAGUGGAAAAGGUGAAAGUUUUACUCGACAACAAUUACAAACAGCUCAUGAUGAAUACGAUGAAGAGGCAACACUUUGUGUAUUCCGGUUGAAAUCUCUGAAGCAAGGGCAGUCUCGGUGUCUCCUUACACAGGCUGCUCGUCACCAUUAUGCACAGUUGAAUUUUUUUCGAAAAGGUCUAAAAUCACUUGAGGCAGUUGAUCCUCACGUUAGGCUGGUCACUCAAGAGCAGCAUAUUGACUAUCCACUUUCUGGACUUGAAGAUGAUGUUGGGGAGGAUGGUGGGACUGAUUUUGCGAAUAGCUAUAAUACUAAUGAGGAUGGGGAACUGAGUUUUGACUUUAGAGCAAAUAAGCGAGGUCUUGAUGUUGUUUCCUCCUUGAAGAAUUCAAUGGAGGUUGACGUAGUCGACUCUUCAUUUCCCCAAGAUUCAUUAGCAGAAUAUGCAGAGGUAAAUAUUGACAAAAGCCAAGGGGAUCACAUGGCUAUAGGUAGAGAACGUAGAGUUGGCAGCCAUUCAGCCCCCAUAUUCCAAGAAAGGAAAUCUGAGCUCCUCGAAAAAAUGAGACAAAUUCCAUCAUCAACAAGGAAAUCUAAUUCUUAUGUUCUUCCCACACCCCUUGAUGCAAAGGGUGUUAUACCUUCAAGAAAAAGUAAUGCAAUCCCCCAAGCAAAGCCGGCAAACACAAGUGGUCGAGCCUAUAACUUGUGGCAUUCUUCUCCUUUGGAACAGAGGAAACAUGAGAAAGAUUUUAAUGAUGGUCAUUUGUCAGAGCUCACUGCCUUGAAAAAAAACUUGGCACAGAAAGAGAGCAACACUAACAUUGCCAGCCAGCUACCCCUGCCUUCAAAAGAGGGAACUUCUAUUCCACAGCUUGAUACUUGUAAUUUGUCUGAUACAAAGAAAAUCAAAAGAGAGGCUUUCUCUGGCCCAUUAGCUAGUAAGCCAUCCUUUACGCGAGUAUUCUCCGAACUUCCUCAACUAGUUUCUGGUGUGGCUUCUCGUGUGCCUGUAUCUCAAUCUUCUUCAUCUCCAAAAAUAUCCCCAAGUGCGUCACCUCCUCCUGCUUCACCCAGAAUAAAUGAACUUCAUGAGCUUCCUAGACCACCAGGUAAUUUUGGCAGCAAGGCAGCUAGAUCUCAAGGAUUUGUUGGCCACUCUGCUCCGUUGGCCUCUCGAAAUUCAGAAGUUUCUGUGUCCAAUAAAAGUCUUUCAGCGACAUCAAACGCUGCAUCCCCUCUUCCAACUCCCCCAUUGACAGCUUCCCGAAGUUUUUCUGUACGUUCAAGCAAUCAGAGAGCUAUGGCGAUACAUGUUUCUAAGCAGUUGGAGCCUCCUCAAGUUGCAGACAAGGCAGAAGAAUUUGAUUCUCCUCCAUUGACACCUAUUUCUCGUUCUCUUACGAGCAUCAAGCCAGUAUCAACUGUAACUGAGUUGGUCUCUCAAUCUGGUCAAAGUAGAGGGGGAGCUGACGGGUGAGGGUUGCGAGGCUAUAAUUGUUUGUUUUCCUUCUCAGGAAUGUUCAGAGUCUCAACAUUUAUUGGUUGGAUACAGGUUUGUGAAUAUAAAGUUAAUGGAUUGUUUAGUUCCUCAUCUCAAUUAUCGUUUACCAUUUGUGAUGAGAACUAAGCUCCUUGCAAUUGUGCAUUGAAAAUUGACGUGUAUGUCUUCCAAUGAGAAAUUUUGUUCUUUAAAUUUUCUUUUCCCCAUGAAAGAUUGUGUGGGGAAAAUUCUGUGUGAAAGCCGGAUGAUGGUUUUGGAAAUGAUCCUUCUCAGAUCUAAACCUUGAUAAUUGUAAAAUAACUUGGAGAGUCUGUACAUUGGCGUGCAUAUGAAAGUGUUAAUUCCAUGAUUUUCAACCCA
Tripterygium wilfordii is the source of this 2599-nucleotide messenger RNA. RefSeq lists its product as uncharacterized. The transcript is spliced from 11 exons. NCBI's taxonomy places the organism in Eukaryota, Viridiplantae, Streptophyta, Magnoliopsida, Celastrales, Celastraceae. The record is from RefSeq and is a predicted model, not a curated record. Bases 260 to 2215 code for a protein of 651 amino acids.